CAAAAUACUGUCAAAGUCAGUUCAUUUCUGGAAAUUGUACACGAAUCGCCAAAUCGAGAUUAACACGCUUUUCAUUUACAAUUUUCAUAUAAUUUCUGUAUACAUUACUUAUUUAUUUAUCUACUGUAACAUCCAUUACUUAUAUUUAUUUAAGAAAUUAGACACAAAAAACAGCGAAAAUGUCUACAAUAUUGGAAAAAAUUGCCGCUAUAGAGUCGGAGAUGGCGCGCACACAAAAAAACAAAGCUACUGCGCUUCAUUUGGGUAUAUUAAAGGCUCGUUUGGCUAAAUUAAGACGAGAACUGAUCACUCCAAAGGGUGGCGGCGGCGCCACUGGCGAAGGUUUCGAUGUUGCGAAAACUGGUGAUGCACGUAUCGGUUUUGUAGGCUUCCCUUCAGUCGGGAAGUCUACUUUGCUCUCUAACUUGGCCGGAGUAUACUCUGAAGUGGCAGCGUAUGAGUUCACAACACUGACUACAGUACCUGGCUGCAUCAAAUACAAGGGUGCUAAGAUACAGCUGCUAGAUCUGCCGGGUAUUAUUGAAGGAGCGAAAGACGGCAAAGGUAGAGGUCGGCAAGUAAUAGCUGUGGCUAGAACAUGCAGUCUUAUAUUUAUAGUACUUGAUGUACUGAAGCCAUUGCAACACAAGAAACUCCUCGAACAUGAACUGGAAGGCUUCGGGCUACGGUUAAACAAGCAGCCUCCGAACAUACAUUUUAGGAAAAAAGACAAAGGUGGAAUCAAUUUGAAUACGACAUGUCCUCAAUCUGAGCUUGAUGUAGAAGCCGUGAAAACAAUCCUAUCUGAAUAUAAAAUACAUAAUGCUGAUAUAACUUUACGAUAUGAUGCCAAUAGCGAUGAUCUUAUUGAUGUUAUUGAAGGAAAUAGGAUAUAUGUACCUUGUAUCUAUUUGUUGAAUAAAAUUGAUCAAAUCAGCAUAGAGGAACUGGAUGUAAUUUAUAAAAUACCACACUGUGUUCCGAUAUCGGCACAUCACAAAUGGAACUUUGAUGAUUUAUUGGAAAAAAUGUGGGAGUACCUCAAACUAGUUAGAAUAUACACAAAGCCUAAGGGGCAAUUACCAGACUAUAACUCUCCUGUGGUUUUGCACGCUGACAGAACAUCAAUUGAAGACUUUUGUAAUAAACUGCACAGGUCUAUUGUUAAAGAAUUUAAAUAUGCUUUAGUCUGGGGUUCAUCCGUGAAGCAUCAACCUCAGAAGGUCGGUAUAGAACAUGUAUUAGCUGACGAAGACGUCGUCCAAAUUGUUAAAAAGGUCUAGAAAUGUUAUUACGAGAGCAUGUAAUGUAAAUUUUAUGAUAAUAAAAACUAUGACCCGGUUAGUGUAAGGUUGGGCAUUCAAAAUUGCGAAUGUAAUCUUACUAAAAUGAUCUAUGCUGCUAAUGAUGCUUUAACUAACCGAUGUGCUAGUGUGAAUUACGUAUGAUUUUUUUAUCACCUUUAAAAUUAAACAGUGUCUGAAUGCCUAAAAGCUAUAAAACUGUGUACUCACUCGACAUUCGCGAAUUGUAAUAUAAAAACAGGCACAACAUUCCUAGGAUAUAAAUACAAAUGAAAAAGUGUAUUAGUGAGACACAGCUGACUGGUGAUACAAAGUUAAGACAUUUUAAAAUUACCGGUGAUUUUUACAGGGAAGAUUGUACUAAAAAGUUUUAAAUAAAAAUAUUGCAGUCUUUUUUUUUAAAUCUUAGUUUAUAAUUUUUUUUCUUACAAAUGUAACAAAAAAGCGUUCAAGGUUUUGAAUGCCCAACGCUUAAAAAGAAUUAUAGAAAUAAAAAUAAUUUAAAAUAGUUCAUUUAAUUUUGUGGACACACAAUAAAAGUGAAUUAAUCAUUAUUUCAAUGCUAGAUUAAUGUCAGUGUUGCUGAAAGGUAAAUUAAGAGUAUUUUUACUUUAUUUGCAUAAUACUUGAGUUAAAAAAUAGGCAAAGAAAAACUCAUAUUAUAUUAAAAUUAUUACAUUAUUAAUAAGAUUGAUGACGUUAGGAGCAAAUAAUUAGGUAAAUCUACUUUUGCAAUAACACUUAAUAUGGAUUCGUAUGUAAUUUGUUGACUGUAAUCUUAAAGCGAUAUUUUAAAGAAAUCUUGUCCUAAAAAAACGUAUAUUGUUCGCGGUAAGUAGUGAAACCUUCAGAAGUAAUCUCUCACAUUUCAGAAGUCUACACAUGUAUAUAACUGUCGCUUACGUUACAAAUCACAAUGCUGUAAAAUAAGUUUUCAUUUCAAAACAGUACCAUAACUAUGUAUAAUAUAACAGAACAACAAUUAUGAUUAAAAAUUUCCAAUCAUAGUUGUACAACCGAUGAUGUUUAGAAGUUUCUUAAGUUUUCAGUUAUAUUUCGAGAAAUUAUUUAAUUAUUAACUUGGUUUUCAAUAAUAACAUUAACUACUAUUAAUGUUGUCCUUGAUAAAUUAAAUUAAGAAUUGUAAAGAACGAUAAGCAAGUAAUUAACACAGAGCAUACAGUUACAUAUUAAUAAAGCAAUAUUCAUGUACAUGGAUUCAAACUUAUUCCUAAUAAUAUAAGUGGAAUGCUGUAUUAAUUCGUAAGCUGAGUAGCAUUUCUACUGCUUUUGAUUUCUUUAAUUCAUGAAUUCUAAAGAGAAUGAGUUGGUUUGACAGCUGACAAUUGACGAAGUAACUAGAUAAUUAAUCGAGGAAUCAUAAAUGAAUUAAAACGAUCAUUUCAAUAUUUUAAUUGUAUUAAAUGUGUUUUAAAAUAAAAUUGUUAUAUAUUAUCAGUAAAUGUAACCAAAUAAUUCUAACACAUUAUCCUUCCAUUGUAUGAAGGGUAGUAGAGCACCAUUUUGUAUAGGGGACUAAUUAAAAAACUGUCCAACUCUAAACAGUAAGUUUUUGUUGAAAGAUCACUGAAAUAGCGCUAGUGUCAUGUGAAUAUAGCAGUUUUAAACAGAGUGCAGUGUGCUGGCUUGAAAUAAAGUGUGGUAGUCCAUGGCAAUGUUUUAAAAAUCUUUUCGCUUACUAUUAUGAUGCCAUCUUAAUUGACUUUCUAUCAGCAGACACUUUUUUUAUACACUGAGAUGUUGCUCUAUACCCUUCAUACUCUACUGUUAACGCCAAAUCACUGUGACAUCAGUUAAAAAGCAUGGUGUCAAAUGACUAUGUGUAGACACACAUUGCAUUUAAUCAAUGCCAUAGGUUUUUGUGGGCUGUUACAACUUAAGAGUAAUUACAUACGUAAUUAUAUAGCUACAUAUCGGUUAUGUAGCUAGUUUCAAUUGUUCGGAUAUGGAUGCUAUUUGUUUUUUAACCGACUUCAAAAAAAGAGGAAGAGGUUCUCAAUUCGACUGUGUUUUUUUAAAUGCUUAUUACCUCAUUACUUUUGACUGGGUGAAUCGAUUUUGAUUAUUCUUUUUUUUUUUAUUAGAAAGCUGACGCUUCCCGUGUGGUCCCAUUUCAAUUUAGUCCAGUUCUGAUAAUGGUAUCCAUGAGAAAACCAUAUAAGUCUUAAAUUUGCAUUAAGUACGUGCGCGACAAAUAGAUGAUUAACUCAAUAUCACGCCAACCGAUUUCAAUGAUUAUUAUAUUUAGUGUAUAUUAAUUUGUUUUGAAAUAUAUUUUUUUUUCUGUUUGAAGUCGGUUUUUGUUAAAGCAUGUCUAUUUACAAUUUAAUUUAAUUUAAUACUGGCGCUCUGUCAGAUUUGCAAAAAAUUAACGUGUAACGUGUUUAUCUGUAAAGUGUAUUUAUGAUUGCAGUGAAGACAUUAUAUAGAUAAUUAUAAGUCAAACAAAUAUAUUUGGUAUUUUUCUACGUACUAAGUAUAGCUAUACUUACAUGAAACUGUACUUUAUGAGAAGUAAUUUACCUUAUGCAUGCAACACUUGAUUCUAUCAUUCUUAUUAAUUAAGACUCUGGGUUGUUUAACAUGUGAAAAAGCUCAUAAAAAUACAGUAUAAUACAAAACCAUAA
Bombyx mori (domestic silkworm) is the source of this 3952-nucleotide messenger RNA. It is a transcript of the gene 128up, whose product is annotated as GTP-binding protein 128up. Gene Ontology annotation, biological process: cytoplasmic translation. Gene Ontology annotation, cellular component: cytoplasm. The record is from RefSeq and is a predicted model, not a curated record. NCBI's taxonomy places the organism in Eukaryota, Metazoa, Arthropoda, Insecta, Lepidoptera, Bombycidae. The transcript has 7 exons. The coding region runs from base 180 to 1283 and encodes 367 amino acids. Gene Ontology annotation, molecular function: GTPase activity; GTP binding.